AUGAAGCAAUCUAUGAUCCUCCUCGCCGCCAUUGCUGGCGCUGCCACAGCCCAGAACCUCGGUUCUUGCGCACAACUGUGCAUCAACAACAUGAACCUCAUUGCCAACACCCAGUACUCUUGCCCUGCUGGUGACCAGGGUUGCUUCUGCUCCCAGUCUAACUGGGCCUACGGUGUUCGCGACUGCUCCCAGCAGGCUUGCGACACUGAGCAGGCUGCUCAGGCCAUCGGUUUCGCUCAGAGCCAGUGCCAGCAGGUCCAGUCGACCCUCACCUCCGGCGCCACUGCCUCUCCCUCUGCGGCUCUUAGCAUCCUGAACCCGGCCCUCAGUUCCCUCUCGGGCGCUACUGGUACCGCUUCAGGUGAGAGUGCUUCUGCCACUGGCAGCGCCUCCCAAUCCGCUAUUACUACCGUGCCCCUCGUUGCUACCGUCACCAACUCUGACGGCAGUGUCCAAACCACUACCUCUGGUUUCAGCACUGUUUACAGCUCGGGCGCGCUAACUGAGUCUGCAGCAAGCGCGGCCUCAAGCGCAGCUUCCUCUAUCGAGUCCGAGUUGAGCUCUGCCCUCUCCUCGGUCGCUGAGUCUGCCUCGUCUGCUCUUGCAUCUGCCACUGGCUCCCUCGGCUCUGCCGCCUCUUCGGCCACUGGCGCCGCCGGUUCUGCUGCCAGCUCUGCCGCCUCUGCUGCCGGCUCUGCCGCUUCCAGUGCUGUCCCCUCUGGCUCCGCCGCCAAGGUAACCGGCCUUCCUGUUGCCGCCGGUCUUGCCUUCGCUGCCUACUUCCUCUAAGCGCAUCUUCGCUGUCCAAGGGCCAACCUCGACGGAGUAAUGUGCAUAAUGGAUAAUGAGGUGGAACAUAAUGCGAGGAGGACUUGGAUAUAUCGCUGUGUAUGCGGCGAUGGAUUGAAUACCAAACCUAGUAUUCGAUUCGAGUCGCAGGACUCGACUUUUUACGACUUUCACACGACGGCUCAAUGGUUACGACUCAUACGCCGAUGACCCUUCAUGUAUACGCGCCCUAGCGCUUUGAUACCCUCACUCUCGGCUUGUGGGAAAGCGUUCCGGUGUUCGGGCGCUGGUAGAUAG
Molecule: messenger RNA, 1086 nt
Organism: Didymella exigua CBS 183.55
Lineage: Eukaryota; Fungi; Ascomycota; Dothideomycetes; Pleosporales; Didymellaceae
Exons: 3
Coding region: 1-789 (262 amino acids)
Source: RefSeq, a predicted model, not a curated record